GGCUCUCUGGGAGAGCCCUGAAGUUGGGCCAUCUUCCUUAGGAUUGCAUUACACUAGCCAUCCGAUCCUUGAUACCACUGUGAGUGAUGUCACAAUAAUCCUCGCGUGGACCUUAUGAGCAUACCUCCUGUGACCUGUCUAUGUCCUUGAAUGAGUUUACUCGCCUUGUUUACUCACUGUGGGGUUCCUCCACUUCCCAGCCUUACAUGACUGAUGAAGGGAGGGGGAGAGGAGCCUGGAAGCACAAGACACACCAGUUAUUCAAUGCUAGAACUAACCUUGGCAGUAACUACAUAACAAGAUAACAAACUGGAAAAGUGUAUCUGCAUUGUGUUGAUCAUCAGUUCAUGCUACCACCUGAACAACUGUACAGGAAAAUGAACAGAAACUUUAAACUUUGUACCUGUGCAGGAGGAAUAUUUGUUUGCUAUUUCUACUAUGGUGUGCUACAAGAGAGGAUUACUCGCGGGAUAUACAAGAUUGGAGAUGUGGAAGAGAAGUUUGUUUAUAUACUUCCUAUGGUUGGGUUGCAGUGUUUGGUCAACACUAUUUAUGCAAUGAUAUUGAAUCGGUUCGUGAACCCACCGGCCAAAGAUACGACGACACCAGGAUACCAUGCAGCAGUGUCUCUCACAUACCUGCUAGCUAUGGUUUUUAGCAACAAAGCCCUGCAAUGGGUCAACUACCCAACUCAGGUGGUGGGCAAGUCGUGUAAGCCGAUCCCGGUGAUGCUGAUGGGCGUGCUGCUGAGCCGGCGCCGCUACCCGCUCCGAAAGUACCUGUUCGUGCUGCUCAUUGUCGUCGGCGUGGCCGUGUUCAUGUACAAGGACGACGUCAAGAAGGAGCCGGCCGGCACCGAGGGGCUCGGAGAGGUCCUCCUGCUGCUCUCACUGCUGAUGGACGGACUUACGGGCGCCAUCCAGGACAUGAUGAAGAACGACUUCAAGUGCAGCUCGGGCAGCAUGAUGUACAGCAUGAACCUGUGGGGAACCAUGUGCACCGGCCUAGCUGUGGUGAUGACCGGCGAGCUGCUAGGUUUCCUCAGCUUUGUGCAGCGCCACCCGUCAGUGCUGGGACAGCUGGCCAGCCUCUCGGUAGCCUCCGCUCUAGGACAGUACUUUAUCUUUAUGACGAUCAGCGAGUUCGGCCCGCUGCCGUGCUCCAUCAUCACCACGACGCGGAAGUUUUUCACCGUGCUCGGCUCGGUGUUCCUGCUGGGGAACACGCUCACCAGCCGACAGUGGCUCGGGGCCGUGGCCGUCUUCACAGGUCUCAUCUUGGACAGCGUUUACGGCAAAACGCCGGCACCGAAACCGGUCACAAACGGCAAGGCCAAGACUGAUCUCUAGUGAGGCGCGGGCGCGGUUCAGCGAGCUCGCGCGCUGCUGAAUAGAUAUACCCACAGUCCUAUUUAUUGUUGUCCGUGUUGUCGCGCAAUUUGUGGUCAUUGUAACCUCUGAUGAGGCGGCUGAUACAUCUAAACUUCUGACACGUUGAAGUAUGCUGGGUUUUGAUGCUUUAGUUUUAUUCAUUUAAAUGAAAUUCAAUGUUAUUUGAUCUGACACGAGUUACAUGACAUGCUGCUCUAAAAAUUCACAGCAGAACAAACGUUAGUAAAAGCAUGUCUUCAGAACACUUAUAAAUUAUAACGCACAGUGUGG
This is a messenger RNA of Amphibalanus amphitrite, 1661 nucleotides long. RefSeq names its product solute carrier family 35 member B1-like. Gene Ontology annotation, biological process: UDP-galactose transmembrane transport. Lineage: Eukaryota; Metazoa; Arthropoda; Thecostraca; Balanomorpha; Balanidae. Bases 348 to 1349 code for a protein of 333 amino acids. Gene Ontology annotation, molecular function: UDP-galactose transmembrane transporter activity; UDP-glucose transmembrane transporter activity. Gene Ontology annotation, cellular component: endoplasmic reticulum membrane; Golgi membrane. The record is from RefSeq and is a predicted model, not a curated record. The transcript is spliced from 9 exons.